Messenger RNA from Caenorhabditis elegans, 1739 nucleotides. It is a transcript of the gene amt-1, whose product is annotated as Putative ammonium transporter 1. Bases 32 to 1636 code for a protein of 534 amino acids. Gene Ontology annotation, biological process: ammonium transmembrane transport. The record is from RefSeq and is marked reviewed. Gene Ontology annotation, cellular component: membrane. The transcript has 9 exons. Lineage: Eukaryota; Metazoa; Nematoda; Chromadorea; Rhabditida; Rhabditidae. Gene Ontology annotation, molecular function: ammonium channel activity.
UUAGUCCAUUCGACGUUGUUCAUUUCGAAAAAUGACGACGCCGACAAAUUUCACAACAGAAAUUGACAAGCUUCAUGCUGAAAUUACCAGACUUGAGACGGGUUUCUAUGAGAAUGUCAACUCGUUCUUCCUCUGUUCCAUGGCUCUCAUCAUUUUCUUCAUGCAAUGCGGGUUCGCAUAUCUUGAAGCAGGAGCCGUACGUAGUAAGAACACAACAAACAUUCUGAUAAAAAAUCUUCUUGACUCUUGUAUUUGCAUCAUCGGGUAUUGGGCUAUCGGAUGGGCACUAGCAUACGGAGAUUCAGGAGAGGGUGUCAACCUUUUUGUUGGUCACUCUCAGUUUUUCCUCUCCGGUUUUUCGGAUUAUCCCCGAUUCUUCUUCCAAUACGUAUUCUCUGCAACUGCCGCUACUAUUGUUUCCGGUGCCGUUGCUGAAAGAUGCGAAUUCAUAACCUAUGUGACUUACUGCACGGUCAUUUCAACAUUUAUUUAUCCGGUUCUCACUCACUGGGGUUGGACAGAGAAUGGAUGGAUGGCAAAAGGUAUUACAAGUGGAAUUAUUGACACCAAAUACGACGAUUUCGCCGGAUCUGGACUAGUUCAUCUCUGCGGGGGAUCCAUUUCAUUCCUGGCCGCAUGGAUCAUGGGACCCCGAAUCGGUAAAUUCCCUGAUGAUGAGGAUGACGAAUCGGAUGAAAUUCUUGGUCACUCUGUUCCCUUUACUGCUUUGGGAGGAUUCAUUCUGAUGUUCGGUUUCCUGGCGUUCAACGGAGGAUCGGUGGCUAGUAUCUCGCAUGCUGGCGACGGUCACACUGUCGCACUUGCCAUGAUUAACACUAUUCUGAGCGGAGCUUUUGCCGCUCUUAUCUACCUUGGCGUUCAUUACUAUCAACACGGAAAAUGGACACUUCUUCUAACAAUUAAUGCCUGCUUGAGUGGAAUGGUCGCUGCAUGUGCUGGAUGUAACAAAAUGGAACCAUGGGCUUGUAUUUGGGUUGGACUUGGAGCCGGACUCAUCUACCUUGCGUUCUCAAAACUUAUGAUAAGGCUGAAAAUCGACGAUCCUCUUGACGCUUUCGCCGUGCACGCUGGUGGUGGCUUCUGGGGAUUAAUGUCAUCGUCAAUUAUUUCUCACGGAGGAGUUGCGUACGCUUUGGCUGAUGCAGUUUCUGGUGCAAAAAAUUCGGGUGAUCAUCUCACACAAGCUUUCGCGCAACUUGGAUGGCAAAUGAUCUGCGCGCUGGCAAUCAUAGCUUGGUCACUUGGAGUCAUGUUACCAAUAUUCUGGAUUCUCAAAAAAACUGGAAAGCUUCGCGUCUCAGAAGAAGUGGAGAUCAAUGGGCUGGAUGUAUUUAAGCAUGGAGAGAUGGCAUACCCACUCCGAGCAUAUGGUCAUGGAUGGCACGACUUUGAACGGGCGAAUAAGAUCCAAGCAUUUAGCGCAAAAAUUACAGUAGGAGAGGGAAAAAAUACGAGGAUCAUGAAGAUUCAUCCUGAAAUGUCCAUUGAACAAUUGGCGUCAGUGUACGAUAGAAGUGGAAACAUCAUACCUAUGCCCAAAAAGUCCAGGACACUGUUCACAAAUUCAGCUGAGCGAAAAAUGUCGCAAAUGAUGUAUGAUGAGAAUAAAAUGUGAAAUUAAUUUCAAAUGUUCAAAUAUACUUUAUUUUUCUCCAAAUUUUCUCGUUUUCUUCUUCAUUUUCUCAUUUCCUCAUCACUUCAAUGAAGUUUUUAUGCUC